UGCUUUUUGACAUCUAUUGCGUUUUACUUUAUUCAUAAUAUUUGGUAUUGUGAUUUGUCUUUGUAAUUGGCUUCUUCCUAAUCAAAUGCAAUAUUUUAAAAUGUGUUUUAUUCUAUAUUAAUCUUGAUUUUGUAACUUAUUAAAAUUCCUUUUUGGUCAUUUUGUUCUGUUAUUGUAAAUUAUGGAUAAUAGAAAAGAAAAAAUAAAGAAUUCCCUUGUGAUUGGCGAGUAUCCGUGGAGUUCAGAUGAUGAGGAAAAUGAUAACGGCAGAUCUCAGGGUGCAGAGAUUCUACAUUCUAUAAACUUGAUGCGGCGGCAACCUGAUAGCUCGUCACCACAAGCAAGUAUUGGUGAUCAGCCUGGGACAAGUGGUGAGCAACCACAAUCAUCGUGUCCAUCAGAAUCCUCAUUAAGACUAUCCCAGUCAACAAUGAGAAAAUCCCAAUCUGCUGAAGAUAGGCAUAUGUUCUGGUCUCUGUUGAAUAAUCCAAGCAAGUACUCUAUUUCUCGUUCCAGGUUGUUUGAUGUUCGAUUCCCAGUGCCGGUAUCUCGGGUUACAAACGGGGCUUCCGCCAGCUCUGAUGGGUCCGGUGCAAUUAACAGUGGCACAAGUGGAGUUACUUCUCCAGGGCAUUCUGUCAGGCCUGAUCGCAUUGCCGCCGGAGAGAUACAACGCGUUCUUGCCUUCAAACGCUUCACAAGGAAUUUGAAUGCUAUAAAUGCCAUGAGAGCGAAUAACAGAAUGAAUUGCCCUACUAUGCGGAGUAAGUAUGGUGUUCCGUCAAGAAAUCCAAUGUUCAAUGGUAUUGUCAAAAGAAUUUAUCCGGGACAGUCGUCUACGCGUUAUGAAUCAAGUGGCAGCAACAAUGAAGAGUUGCAAGCAUCUACACAUUUAAACAGACAAGUAAUAGGCGCAGUAGAUGGAAAUUUACAAGGAGGAGGCGAGUUGUCCACCGAUAGACGUGGUAGAACGCGUGGUAAUGAUGAAUUCCCAUUGAACUUUUGUGGAAGACACCAAACAUCUGAAAAUGGGACAGAUCUUUCUCAUAGACCGGAAAUCGAAGAUGGUGAAAUGCCUUCUACAAGCGGAACGCAAUCAGCGGUCGAAGAUGAAGGCGUUACCGGCAGGCCAGAUUUACAGAAUAUGGACGUGGAUUUGACCCUGGACGUGACGGACGACAGCGGCUGCGGCCCCGUGUUGGAGGAAGUGGUGAAGCUUGAGGAGGCCGAGGAGGAGGCGGCGCCCGACGGACAGGGCGGCGGCGCCGGCGCCGACAGCUCGGCCGCCGCGCACCACGAGGCUCAAGGACCGGCAUCCAGUAAUCCAGAGGAUUCAGCUGGAGCAUCACAACAACAGCCUCGCGGCGUCAAACGGAAACGCGAAGGAUUUCAAGAAAGCGAACCACUUACAGUCAGCGAAUUUAAUCAAAGACUGCUGCGUCUUCUGGAGUGUCCGGUGUGUAUGGACUGGAUGGAGGCGCCGAUCGCGCAGUGUCGCCGCGGCCACCUCAUCUGCAGCCGCUGCCGCGAGCGGCUCAGCUUCUGUCCCGUCUGCAGGACCACUUUCUCCUCAGUACGGAAUAGGGCUAUGGAAGGGGUGGCGGACCUGCUGCGCUACCCGUGCCGGCACGGCUGCGGGCGCGAGGUGCGCAUCCGGCGGCGCGCGCGCCACGAGGCCAGCUGCGCCGCGCGCAAGUACGCCUGCCCCGCCUCGCUGUGCGCCGCGCGCGCGCCGCUGCCGCACGCAGACCUCGCGCACCACUUCCAGAACAAACAUCGCGACAUGCUGAAGAUCGGCAGAAAGCACGAGUUUUCGAUGAAGGUGAACCUGGAACACCACGAUAGCUGGCUGAUCAUGGCGCUGCAUGAGUACUUCCACCUGCGCGUCGACGUGGACGUGCGUUCGUGGGGCGUCAUCAUCUACGUCGCCUAUAUCGGGCCGCAGUGUAAAGCGAAAAACUUUACAUACGAAAUUACCAUCAACGGUCAAUAUAACUCACGAAAGCUUGUAUACGCAAGGGUGACGCACAGCGAUCUAGAGAGUUCCACACUAAAUGUGAGCCGCCAGGACUGCUUCCAUCUCACUUUGGAUCAAGCGCUGAACUUCCUCAGGUUCAAAAGUCGACAUCGCGAACAAGAUAGAUACUUAGAUUUCAACGUGGAAAUCACUAAGUGCGGGAGUACAGAUAGCGGAGGCGAUGGGACCGAUGGUUCCGAGUGAUUCGCGACAAACAAAUUCUAUGUUCUUACGUACUAAAUAAACCUAUGUUUUGUUUAAAAGUGCACACUCAACCUAUGGUUACAGUCAUGUGUUAGAGUUAGACAGGGUUAUAAAUUGCACGUAUCUCGCUAGUGAUGUGGUUAUCAAUGCUGGUAUCAUUGUCGAUGUGACAUUAACUCAAUGCCGGAGACAAACAUAGUACAAUAUUCAACUACGGCUCAUACAGAAAUUUAUUUAUAAAAAUAUUUUUAGCAUUUAAAUGUCUAAAUUGUGAUACUUUAUUUUUGUAUAUUAUACUGUUAAGUUUUAAUUAAAUAAGGGUGAUUGCUGUUACACUUAUUAUUAAGCUCUCUCUCUAUUAAUUAUGCAUCAGAUAACAGCAAAAUAAUAUAGAUCUCGUAUUGGUAAAUAAGAUACUAAUUGAUAUAUAUUCUGUAGUUAAAUUUACUGUUAAGAGCGUUCAUAACGAUAUAUGGCGGCGCCGCAUUUAUUUGUUAAUUUUUAAAAAAUAAUUGUUCAAUUCUUUUUGAAAAUUAACAAGAAAUCACGACGUUAUACUUCGGUAAGCAUAAAUUAUGAACACUUAAAAUUGGAAGUGUUAGACAUCUAUUAGUCAAUCAAUCAGUGCUAUGUCAUGAACAGCAUUGCCAUUUGUAUAUUGAAAAUAUCCAGAAAAUUCUAAUAGUAAAGUAAAGUACACUGAAAAUACAAAUUUUUUAAACAAAACUUCUUUCUAAAUAAACAGGUUAUCACCAUUGUAGGAAUGUAUUCAUUCACAAAAACCUGGCAACGCUCUUCAUGAGUAAUGACAUUGAUGGUCCAAUGUUUGCCUUAGGGAUUCCACAUACACAUUAAAAGAGAGUGCUAGUCUCUGAUAUAAUUGUGUUCAAUAUGAAUGCAAUUAAUACAAAGUUAAGGUAAUAUUUGGCAUUAGCUUGUAGCGUUUUUCUUUCUACUUUCAAGUAGGGAUUAAACAAAAUUGGCGUUAUACUCGCUACGCGCGAAAUAAACCCACCGGCAUAUUUUGAAUUAAUGACUGUACUCAAUAUAUUGUAAAGUUAUUAAUAUAUAGCUUUUUUAAUAGUAUCUCAAAUCUAUUUUUUUUUUAAAGAUCUACUCUGUAAUUAUUUCUUGUCGUUAUUUGUUGAGAUAAUGAACAUUAAGCAUUUAUGUUCAUUAUGUUUAUGUUUGAAGUUACAAUAGAUGCAGCUGUUUGCAUGUGAUUUUUUAAUUAUUAUUUAUGUCUAUAUCUCCAAAUUAGGUAUCUUAUGGGGUAAAGAACUAACUGCCAAUUAUAAUGUUCUUGAUCUUAUUUGUAGAAUAUAUUUAUGUAAGUUUUGAUAUAGGGUACUUAAAUUAUAACGGGCUUAGAAGAAAGCAGUGGUUCAAUUGUUCGGAGCGCCAUCUCUAUUAGAGCGCGGGUGGUAUUAUCAAAUUCACUGCCUAUUAACAUCAUUGUAUGUUGAAGUAGACAUAGAAAAAUUCUACAUACCUUUUUUUCUUUGUUUGAAUAAGGUGAUUACAUAUAUUUUUACAAUAACAAAUAAAUAAAUUGUCAAGCGCCUUAUUUAAAGAUAAAUAAUUCUUGGUCUACAGAGGGCGCUGCAUGUUGUUAUAGUUUAUUUUUAAUAAGAUAUAAGUAUUUGAAUGUAAGUUAUGUAUGAAUAACGAUUUGCAAUCGCAAAUCUGAUAGCAAUAUGGUGAUAAAUAUACAUUGAGACAUGUAUUUAUUUUUCUUUUCAAUACCAUAUUUUUCCAUUUUUCUAUGCUACAUUAUCUACACUAAUAUUAUAAAGAGGAAUGAUUUGUAUUUUUGUGUGUAUGUUUGUAAUGAAUAAACUCAAAAAUUACUUUGCCGAUUUCAAAAAUUCUUUCACCAUUAGAAAGCUACAUUCACCCUGAAUAACAUAGGCUAUAUUUAUUGCUAGAAAAGAUUAGGGAUCCAUACUAAAACUUUAGUAACGUAACUCAAGGAGUAAAAAAAUGCUAUAAAAUAUCUUUCGUCGCGUGCGCUGCGGAAACUAUUAGUGAUAGUUUCCGCAUCAUAUUCAUUCAUCAUACUAUAUGUCCAACUAUUAACAUUAUAUCACAAUAAUCACUUUUUAAAAUGUUGUAAAAAUGUCUACCCGUGCGAAGCCGGGACGGGCCGCUAGUUUGUUAUAUAUUGCGACAAUGUUUUAUGACUUUAGGUAUCAACAUUUCAGUAUGAAUGCGCAUAGAAUCGUGUAUAAGUUAUAUUCUUUGUAAUUCCUUUAUUUUUUUUUGUCAGAGAAAAUUAUAUUAAAUAUUAAGUUUAAAAUAAAACUCAUUAUAAACUUGA
Molecule: messenger RNA, 4541 nt
Organism: Galleria mellonella (greater wax moth)
Lineage: Eukaryota; Metazoa; Arthropoda; Insecta; Lepidoptera; Pyralidae
Exons: 15
Coding region: 182-2221 (679 amino acids)
Biological process (GO): multicellular organism development; proteasome-mediated ubiquitin-dependent protein catabolic process
Cellular component (GO): cytoplasm
Molecular function (GO): ubiquitin conjugating enzyme binding; ubiquitin protein ligase activity
Source: RefSeq, a predicted model, not a curated record